AUGAACAACCGUAAUGCUUUGCAGCAGAGGCAGGUCCUCGGUGGUGUUCUAUCUGGCAUCUUUGGUGGUGCCGGAACAGUGGUCAGUCAAGUGGGUGAUGGCGUUACGUCUGCUAUUGGCGGUGUUACCAGUGCUAUUGGGAGUGUCACCAGUGCUGCGGGGGGUGUGCUCACUCCCACAUCGAUUCCAACUGCCACAAAGUCUUCCACCUCUACGACCCCGACGGUUUUGACAACCAUAUCAACUUCUGCUGGCAGGCCUUCAAUUUCACCCUCAUUCUCUUCAACAUCCUCUCCAACGUCCUCUUCAUCCACUUCCUCCUCUGCACCGAUAUCUACAUCUGUUUUCGAAACCACAUCUGAUGGCGUAAAACACACCGUAACUGCCUUUGUAACCGAUCCUGCUGCUACCGCUUCUUCCACUCCUCCUCUUGCCAAACAAUCCUUCUUGCAAAACAAACCCCUUUCAGGUUUUGUUUUCGCUUUGUGCGGCAUCGUCGGUCUCGUUUUGAUCAUCCUCGUCGCAACCUUUGCUUUCAGGCGGAGGAGGAAGAGGAAACUCGAGAACGAAGCGAUCUCCUAUGACCCUGGCUCUUUCCACGAUGACCUGGAAACACGCCUCGUCGACGGGGAAAGCAGCAGUGAUCAUCGUGUCAGUUCUGGUCACAACGGAACUGGCCCAUACGGAACAACUUACGCUCUAAACCCCCAUAUGUACUACCAGCAAGGACGUACCCCUGCUCACGGACUACAAUACUCGAAUUAUACUCCCCGCUCCCCGCUUGAGCAGCAACAACAACAGGCUUACGGAACGAGUUACAAUGUCGGUGUCGGUGCUCCCUUGCCUCCUUAUUCCCCCAACCCUGGAUCUUACAGUUCGGAAUUAUACCGAUCUACGUCCCGCGGUUCUGGUCAUUCCGUUUCUCCUCCACCACCAUUGCCCACUUCUUUGUUAAAUGGCGGAGUCAACAAGAGCCCUCUCCCUGCGGCUGUUCGCCCUCCCACUCCACCUCAAUUACCCUCGGCAUUUGGUGAUAACGGAAGUAUUGCUGAGAGGCAGAAUGUUUCCCCAAUUGAUUUGAAGGUUGCCAACCAAUAA
Marasmius oreades (fairy-ring Marasmius) is the source of this 1098-nucleotide messenger RNA. RefSeq lists its product as uncharacterized. The transcript is spliced from 6 exons. Bases 1 to 1098 code for a protein of 365 amino acids. NCBI's taxonomy places the organism in Eukaryota, Fungi, Basidiomycota, Agaricomycetes, Agaricales, Marasmiaceae. The record is from RefSeq and is a predicted model, not a curated record.